UGCGAAGCUCCACCGUUACGAUGGGCGGACCCUGAAGCUGUCACUAAUUCACCAUUGAGAUAAACGACUGCUGAAUGCAUACACACGGGUCAAAUUGUAUAUAAUGACAGAAUCCGGCGAGUUGCGUGAACCUGAACUUUUCACAAAAGUAACCGUAUAUUCUCUCCUCGCGUGCGUGGGCCAGUUUGCUGUCGGAUAUGUUCUAUCGCAGAAAUGGGGAAAGAAAUGUUCGACUGCUGAUAGAUGGGUCCUUGUAUGGUUGUUUUACGAUGCAAUAGUUCACUUCACUCUGGAAGGACCCUUUGUGUACAUGUCACUGGUUGGAAAUGUGGCAACUUCUGACAAUAUGCUUGCAGAGCUAUGGAAAGAAUAUGGAAAGGCGGAUGAACGCUGGUUGUACUCGGACCCAACAAUAGUAUCUCUAGAGCUUCUGACUGUUGUUUUGGAUGGGUCCUUGGCCCUGCUUCUAGUCUACGCCAUUAUUAAAGACAAACACUACAGGCACUUCCUUCAGAUCACUCUGUGUGUGUGCGAGUUGUAUGGCGGUUGGAUGACCUUCUGUCCAGAUUGGCUAAUCGGCAGCCCUAACCUGAACACCAGCAAUUGGCUGUACCUGUGGGUCUACCUGGUGUUCUUCAACGGCAUCUGGGUGGUGGUGCCCGGACUCCUCCUCUGGCAGUCAUGGAGCGCUUUAUCGGAUUUAAAAAGAAUGCAUCCCAACAAGAAAAAAUAAGAUCCGCAAAAAUUUUUACCUAUAUAAUUGUUGUUAUAAUUCAAUUUUCAAAGUCAAGGGAGUUGGACCGUUGUAUAUGCAUUUAUUGCGUAUCCAGUAGAUGGUUGUUAAGUUGUACUUUUUCCAUAAUUGGGGUGGCAAGACACUUGAAACAAUGGAACUGCUAACUCAUAGCAGGAUACUCUUUCUUGUACUAUGUACAUUCAAGGCUUAUUAUACUAAACAUGUGAAUGGUGUCUGUCAGAAUAGCUUUUUCAGUAAUCCAAUAUAAUAGAAACCACACCUUGUUCUUUUAUAAAUGGCUAUGUCAAUUCA
Paramisgurnus dabryanus is the source of this 1048-nucleotide messenger RNA. Its product is annotated as emopamil-binding protein-like. Gene Ontology annotation, biological process: sterol metabolic process. NCBI's taxonomy places the organism in Eukaryota, Metazoa, Chordata, Actinopteri, Cypriniformes, Cobitidae. Gene Ontology annotation, cellular component: membrane; endoplasmic reticulum. The record is from RefSeq and is a predicted model, not a curated record. Gene Ontology annotation, molecular function: cholestenol delta-isomerase activity.